This is a messenger RNA of Colletotrichum spaethianum, 1140 nucleotides long. RefSeq names its product pectin lyase. The record is from RefSeq and is a predicted model, not a curated record. Bases 1 to 1140 code for a protein of 379 amino acids. The transcript has 3 exons. NCBI's taxonomy places the organism in Eukaryota, Fungi, Ascomycota, Sordariomycetes, Glomerellales, Glomerellaceae. Gene Ontology annotation, molecular function: pectate lyase activity.
AUGAAAUCUGCUCUUCUCUCAAUGGCCCUGGCGGCCUUUGCGCCGCUGGCUCUUGCCGCUGAUGCCGUCAAGGGCUCUCCCGAGGGCUUCGCCAAGGGCACCACCGGUGGCGGCUCCGCUGCCGCCGUCUACCCCUCGACCACCGCUCAGCUUGUUUCUUACCUGACCGAUUCCUCGCCCCGUACCAUUGUUCUUACCAAGACCUUUGAUUUCCGUGGUACGGAGGGAACCACCUCAGGAUCCGGCUGUGCUCCUUGGGGUACCGGAUCUGGUUGCCAGACCGCCAUCAACAAGGACAACUGGUGCACCAACUACCAGCCUAAGGCUCCCAAGACUAGCGUCAAGUACGACAACGCUGGCCUCAACCCCAUCAAGGUUGCCUCCAACAAGUCCAUCAUCGGCCAGGGCAGCAAGGGCGUCAUUAUCGGCAAGGGUCUCCGUAUCACCGGCGGCGCCAAGAACAUCAUCAUCCAGAACAUUCACAUCACCAACCUGAACCCCCAGUACGUCUGGGGUGGUGAUGCCAUCACUCUCGACGGCAGCGACCUCGUCUGGAUCGACCACGUCAAGACCUCCCUCAUCGGCCGCCAGCACAUUGUCCUGGGCAACGGCGCCUCUAACCGUGUCACCAUCUCCAACAACGAGAUUGACGGCUCCUCCUCCUGGUCUGCCACCUGUGACGGCCACCACUACUGGGCUAUGUACUUCACCGGCAGCAGUGACAUGGUCACCCUCAAGGGCAACUACAUCCACCACACCUCCGGCAGAGCCCCCAAGGUGGCUGGAAACACCCUCCUCCACGCCGUCAACAACUACUGGCUCGACAACUCCGGUCACGCGUUUGAGGCCGACGCCGGUGCCAAGAUCGUCGCCGAGGGUAACGUCUUCCAGAACGUCAAGGCCGCCUACCAGACCGGCCUUGCCGGCAAGAUGUUCGCCUCCCCCGACACCAACACCAACGCCAAGUGCUCCGGCAACGUCGGUCACGUCUGCCAGCUUAAUGCUUUCGGCUCCAGCGGCUCGCUCGCCGGCAGCGACACCUCCGUCCUCGCCGGCUUUGCUGGCAAGAACGUUGCUUCUGCUGGCAACGCCAACACCGCCAAGUCCGCCGCCACCAACGCCGGCUUCGGCAAGAUCUAA